Molecule: messenger RNA, 2125 nt
Organism: Ceraceosorus bombacis
Lineage: Eukaryota; Fungi; Basidiomycota; Exobasidiomycetes; Ceraceosorales; Ceraceosoraceae
Source: the annotation of a GenBank genome assembly
AUGCAGGUCAGCUCUGUGACCUUCGCGCUCGCCGUUCUGUGAGUGUUAGCUCCAGCUCCCAAAGCGCACACAUUCUUACGCUCACCUGCUGUUUUCAUCCGUAGAGCCGGGCUAGCGGCUGCCUUCCCAGUCACCUUGCCCAACAAUGGUCCUGAAAUUAGCGUGAGUAGCUUCCAUCGUCAUUUGCGUGCAACGUCCAUCUCUUGAAUUUCGCCUGUCGUUGAUCGUGCCCCGUUUACUUUUUUUCCGCAGUCGCAGAAAAAUUCGCUUCAGGCUCGCGAUCCUCGUCCCCAGGGGCUUCCUGCAGCAAAGUACGAUCCCAUGUACAAAAACAAAGGAGGGGAAACCUUCAAGGUUAUGACGCCGGGACCUGAAAAGUACAAUCAAGAACCGUUCAAGAUGCCAAAAGAACAGAAGCACAAUGGAUCGGGACAUCCUAGCGAGACGAACCAUGACAAAGGGCACGGUUCGGGCUUUGUUCCGCAAAAAUUCGACAAUGAGCCCGAGAAGAAGAAUGGGGGUCAUACGCCCAAAAGCUUUGGUCCAGGCCGACAAAGUUUUGGCGAGCAGCCUCACAAGAAGCAGAGCGAGACGUUCAACUGGGGCAUGGGCAUUGGUCCUGAGCGCUUUGAUACGGAGCCUGGAAGAACAAAGACGAUGGGCUCUGGGUCGCCGUACAAUCCGAAAGGUGCCUGGAACGGCUUGCCCAACGGUCACACCGGGGGAAGAGGUGACAAACCGGUCGUCAGCGGGGCAAAAACGCCAUUGUUCGAGCAAAGUUUCAUUCCCAUGGGACGCACCGGAGGUGGAACCUACCAUUUGGAUCGUCGAUCUGAGCCCGGCGUGAACGUGAGUAACAAAAAAAUGCGAAGGCGAAUGGCGCACGCUGCCCAUACAAUGGUCUGACCCGCUCGUCAAGUCUUACACUUCAGGACGGAGCCGGCUCGCUUGAAGCUCGUGCUCACACACCUGGCAAGGAAUCCGAGGAGUCUGAUGCCGAAAAGAAGGUCAAGAAGCACAAGCACAAGCAUGAGCACCAUAGCCAGGUCCAAGGCUCUGGUGUGGGGCCAACCAACAGUGGUACCGGCUUUGUCAAUCCGUUCGCCAAUCAUCCCGCCACGGCAGAGGAGAAAGGGCGCGUCGAGAGAUCAGCGAUGCACGAGGCAAGCAGAUUCGGCGGAGUGGGUCUCGCGCCUGGAACGAUCCAUCUGGAUCGCCGCUCUAAGCAAGGCGUCAAGGUGAGCGAGCAAGAUGCGUGCUUGGGUCCCGCUCACAUUGCCUUACCUGCUUCUGCCUCUUCCCUCUGCAGCUCGACGCUGAGACGCUCGAAGCUCGCGACGGGGGUACCGCGACAGCCUCCCCUACUACCGCUGAAUCGGGCUUUGGCAAGAGAAGCCCUCAGCCACAGGAGGGAAUUUGGCAAGCAGAGAUGCUCCAAGCCCGCCAAACCACCUGGGAGCAAGCCGAGCAGAAUCUUCGCGAUACCCAAAAGCUUUUGAAGGAAAAUAAGGAAUAUCUUGAAAAGAUGCGCGCAGCCAAGUCCGGUCCUCGUCAUCGGAGGGAAAUCGAGGAGCGCGCUUCGACGAUCGAGGCGCGACAUGCCGCCUCGAGAGACUCUCAGGCUUCCCUGCGUCGCAGAGACGAUUGCGGUUUCCCGAACCAGUACUCGGAGGCAUGCCAACAGCAGCGGCAGGCAGAGAAACUCCAACGGGCAAAGGAGCAGCAUCGCCAACAGCAGAAGCUUGCGGGCAUCCCCAAAACAUCCAAAACGUCCCCAGGUCAUGCAAAGGAAGGACCGAUUGGAACAAGAGACAUAGUACAGCCUGUCCAACAGAUCGAUCGGCGCUGGAAGUCGUUCGAGGAGCUUCAGAAAGGUCACCGUUCUUUCAAGGAGAUCUACGAUCCAAAUCAGUCCAAGUCGGCAGUUCCAGCAGCUGCUGCCCCCGCAGGAGGCCCUCAACACAGACGAGACAUCCAGGAGCUCAGUCAUGGUAGCGCGGCCCAGAUCAUUGAGAGCAGAAAUCAGCAGCUCGAGGAUUUCGCCAAUCAGUGGCAAAAGACGGUGGACGCAUUGAAAAGCUACCACAUUGGUCGUAAAAGAGAUGUCGAAGUAAGCUCCGGCUGA